This is a messenger RNA of Macadamia integrifolia, 1176 nucleotides long. RefSeq names its product TLC domain-containing protein 2. Gene Ontology annotation, cellular component: plasma membrane. NCBI's taxonomy places the organism in Eukaryota, Viridiplantae, Streptophyta, Magnoliopsida, Proteales, Proteaceae. The transcript is spliced from 3 exons. Bases 150 to 1010 code for a protein of 286 amino acids. Gene Ontology annotation, biological process: membrane assembly; phospholipid homeostasis; regulation of membrane lipid distribution. The record is from RefSeq and is a predicted model, not a curated record.
CUUGUUACCUAUCGAACCACACGCAACACUCUUUCACCCACACACGCACACGCUCUUCAAGAUUUGAAGCUUGUAAAGCAUGGGGUGGUUGCAAUCGAGAAAGCACAAGAAAGGAACCAAAGCAUUGAGUUCUGAGUUAAGAGAGAGGAAUGGCGAGAGAAAGCCAUGGGAAGAACACUGGAGCUUUCUUUAUGGCCACUCUGGUUCUGUGGCUCCUCUCUGUUGUCUUCGAAAUCAUCUUCCAUAAGAGAACAGAACUUGCCUAUGUGCUCGUUGGUUGCUGUUUCUAUCAAAUUGCCAACUGGGUCAUCCGAUUUUCCGUGUUUCGGGAUCCUCUCUCUGUCAACACCAGCGUAUCUUUGCUCCAUUCCUCAAUUACUUCUGUUUCAGGUUAUGUCUACAUUCAUUUUAUAAUUUCAUGUGCAGUCAUUUUCAUCCUGGUUAAUCAGUGGGCAACAAAGGGUCUAGGUACGAUAUUUGACCAUGCUCAGUUGUUUGGUGGAACGUGGCCUGGUGCAUACUUAGCUUUGUGCUUCUCCUGUGGUUACUUUGCAUAUGACCAGUGGGAUAUGCUCCAGUACCGACUGUACAGUGGAUGGAUCCCUUCAAUCCUUGUACACCAUCUGAUACUCCUGGUUUGCUUUACACUUGCAUUGUAUCGAAGAGUCACUGUGAACUAUCUUAUUCUCACCCUUAUUUGUGAGUUGCAUUCAAUAUUCCUACAUGUAAGGAAAGUGCGGCGAAUUGUUGGAGUACGGGACAAAAACAGCAAAGUUGUAAGAGCAGAAUGGGCACUCAACUGGAUCACCUUCUUUGUUGCAAGGGUCUGUUCACACAUUCUCAUCACAGUGAAGCUCAUUAGGGAUGCAUCUAAGUUUGGGAAGGGUGUAGAGCUCCCACUAGCCCUUUUUGGGAUGGCAGGAAUGAAUUUGCUGAAUGUUUUUCUUGGCCUUGAUCUCUUCAAAGCUUAUAGGAGAGAGAAGAAUCAACACCCUAGACAUCAAGAAUAGGGGGGGGGGGGGGGGAGGACAUUGUUAUGUUCUUUUCAGUGGUAUUUGAAUAUAUAUAACUACAUGUGGUUGUAAAUUAGAGGGAAAAUUUCUCUCUAAAAGGCAAUGAUUUGGAGUAAUCACCACUUUGUUAACAAGAAAAAUAUAAAGGGGUCAUUUUAUGAUA